This is a messenger RNA of Leptidea sinapis, 851 nucleotides long. It is a transcript of the gene mRpS26, whose product is annotated as probable 28S ribosomal protein S26, mitochondrial. Lineage: Eukaryota; Metazoa; Arthropoda; Insecta; Lepidoptera; Pieridae. Gene Ontology annotation, cellular component: mitochondrial small ribosomal subunit. The transcript is spliced from 2 exons. Bases 112 to 753 code for a protein of 213 amino acids. The record is from RefSeq and is a predicted model, not a curated record.
GGUUGUUGUUUUAUCGAAUUUUUGAACACUUAGUAUGAUUUCAAUCAUAAACUUAGUUUAUUAGGUUUGAAUUGAAUUAAAUGUGUUAAAAACUAAAAUAUUGCAAUCAACAUGAUUUCACAUAAAUUCGUAUUAAAUCGUGCAUGUCCAAUAUUAAUUCAAUGUGCCCAAGCUCACCGUAAACCACGAUGGUUCCCUGUUGCUAAAAGCAAAAUAUACCGAAUUCCAAAACGUCCUCAGUUAUCAGAGGAGGAGCGGUUGGAGAUUCUGAGGAUAACUAAUAAUUAUAAGACCCAGAUGCGUGCAGUAAGGAAGUUUUACACUGAUGAUAUGGUUAAGGAAAAAUCAACCUUAGAAAGUGCUACUUCAGAGAUGUCCCAACGUUUGGAGGCAGAGGAGUGGCAGCGAUGUGAAGAACUUAAUGAGAAAUGGAAUAAGCAGAUUGCGACAGAACGUGAGGAGAGAAGGAAGAAGGAAUUGUCUGAGAUGGAAGACUUUGCUCUCGCUCGAAUGGAGGCAAUAGACAGGGAGAAGCGCGAGCGUGUUGAAAAAGCUUCUGAACAAAUUAAACGUGAAAAGGAGUUAAGUGAAACAUUUAUAUCUCGAGAGAAAUUGGAAGAAGCUAUUGACUAUGCACUUGCUAACCCUGUGGACUACAACUAUGCUAUUGAUUUAAAGGGAAAUAUGCACACAGGGAGAGAUACGCCUAUUCAAUAUGAAAAUAAGGAAAGAGUACAAGUAUCAUCUAAGUAGAAAGGUUUAGAGGAUAGAUCAAAGUAUAGUAAAGUGUAAAUAAAUGGAACAAUACAUAUAUAAAUACAUUUUUGUAAUAUUAAAUAGGUUAUAAAUUU